Messenger RNA from Durusdinium trenchii, 2002 nucleotides. The record is from the annotation of a GenBank genome assembly. NCBI's taxonomy places the organism in Eukaryota, Dinophyceae, Suessiales, Symbiodiniaceae.
AAUGAACGCACGUCUUCUUCCCAAGAGCACCUUGGUGCUCUUUUUGCGGGCCGGACGAGCGAGCCUCCCGGCGCUCGUCACGAGCGGCCCGCAUGUUCUUUGUGAAGUACCUGGAUCAGAAGCAAGGCGAGGCGCGGGUCGUCGAUCAGCAGCAGCUGGUGCGCCAACGCUUAGAAGCCUUUCUGCAGAAGCGGCCCAGCCCAGAGGACUUGCAAGCGCUGGGGAUCCUGGGGCGGCAGCAGCGUUUCGCGCUCGCCGCGGAGGUAGUGAACGAGCUGCUCAAGAGCCGCCUUCGAGCUCAAGAGGAGGCGCUCGAACGCCCGGGCUGCGGAGAUCGCCACUACGAUCAGCAGCUGCUGCAGCUUUUGAGCGGCCCAGCUUCACAAGCUCGCCUGGAAGAGCUCCGAGCACGCAGCGUGGAGCAGAGGAAAGAGCUGCAAGUGGCCCAGGAGCGGUGGAAGGAGGCCAGCGCAGACUGUUUGAAGAAAUCCUGCAGCCCUGUGGUGCCGCAGCUCAUCGGGCGAUUGAAUGAAGCAGGCCGACUUCUGGCAGAGCAUCAGGAGAUGAAAGCGGGACCUCUCGCGGAGAUUUCUCGGGAGAUUUGCAGCUUUCAGAAGUUGCUGGUGAAGCGUCGUGCUCUUCAAGACAUUGUGGCCAUGGCCGAGCGCACGGACGCUGCGCGGGAGGCAGUCUUCUCGUUCGGUCGGUGCCCCGAGGUGGAUGUGAAAGGAUUGCUGGAGCUUUGCACUCGUCUGCCAGCGCGGAGCAGGGCUGUAGGCCUCAAGCGCCUGCGCUUCUUGGUGGAUCCUUUGCGCCGUUUGGUUACACAGGAGCUCUUGGACGUUUUGAAGGCUUGCUGGCCCAAAGACGAGGCCCAAAACGCGCAGGUGCCACACGCACAGGUGCUGAGCCUUUGCAAACAGCUCCGCGACGCACAAGUGGUGGAUCGCGAGCUUCGACGUCUCGAGGGCAAUGAAGGUCCGGUGGAGGAGCUGUGGCCCUGUGCAGCUUUGGCGGCCCCGCUCUUGGCACGCUUUCGACAUCACUUCUGCCGGCCAGACAGCGAGCUGUGCCGCAUGGACAAGCCAGAGUGGGCCUUCAGAUACCUCACGGAUUGCGCGGCGGAGCACGCUGCGGAGUUGGAGGGCUGGAUGGGCGAUGAGGUGGACACUGAGCUGCUCAACGGCUUCGCUGCCUCCCUGGCACACGAGGCCCGACGGUUCCUACGGCAGCGCUUGCCGGUGUUGGCGGCGGAGGAGUCGAAGCCUUUGAUGCUCCAUACCCUGCAGCAAAUGGUCCGCUUCCAUUCCUCCAUCCUCACACUGGGCGGAUCGCAGGCCGCAGAGGCUUUGAUGCUGGACUUCGAAACCAACUGUCCCUUGGAGGAGGCGCCCUCCCACGCACCUACCAGCCCCACGAGAACGCCUCCUGCCACCGGUGGCUUGCUUGCGGCCCGGCUGGCUCGCCUAGCGCCAGCGGCCGUAGAAACCGCGCUGGGGAGGUCCGAGGGUCCCGCGGUGGGUUUCUUGGACCUUUGGGCCUCGGUGGAUGCUGCCUUCGUCGCUGAGAAGCUCACCGAAGCUUUGGCGCGCUCCGGCUCUGCCUGGCGCGUGCGGAGUGUCGACCCCACGGUGGAGCAGGGGCCAGAGAUCUUCACGCUGGCGACCUUGCUUCCAGACCUUUUGGAGCGCUCCGCCGAGCGUGUGAGCUGCCUCUCCACGGAGUCAGCUCGCUGCACCUAUUGCUCUGUGGUCAUGGCACCAGGGCUUUGCGAAGUAGCCAAGGCUUUGAAGCAGCGCUGGAAUGAGAUGGCGGACCCUUUGAAGGAGCCCAAAGAGGUGGAGCGGCUUUUGCAGACCCUUCAGGAGUUGUGCAUCUUCCUGGAUGGCUUCCAACUGGCACGUCACAUGGUGGCUGCUUGCGACGAACUCCGGCAACUGGAGGUGCUCAUCAAGAAGAAGCUGACGGAGCUGCAGGAGUCGGCGGAGCAGUGACACAAAAA